CCUUUUCACGGGUUGGACUCAAGCAGGACAAGCUAGGUUGAGUAUAUCAACUAAAAACAGUAGCACCCGUCUGGAAAAGAGGGACAUUGGUAGUGAAUGAAAUAAUAAGGUACCCCGUUGCGGAAGACUGAAAACAGCCUGACAGCAAGCUACCUGACAAAAUGUGGUGGAGCGGGGGAUCGUGUCCCCAGUGCAUAUUGCUGGUGAGUUUGUUCGUAUGGACGGACGCAGUGCCUAUCAGUGUCGACAAGACGAAAGUCACCAUUCCUGAGGAGAAGGUCCAAGAAACUCCCCAGAGCGUGGACACCGGGCUGCACUAUGACCGCUACCUCAGGGAAGUCAUCGAUUUUCUGGAAAAAGACGAGCAUUUCAGAGAAAAGCUCCGCAACACAGACAUGGAAGACAUAAAGCAAGGGAAACUGGCCAAAGAGCUGGACUUUGUCAGCCAUCACGUGAGAACCAAACUGGACGAGCUGAAGAGGCAGGAGGUGAGCAGGCUGAGGACGCUCAUCAAAGCCAAGCAGGACCUGGAAGGAGGGAAUGGUGCAGGCAUGGCAAUGGACCACCAGGCCCUCCUCAAGCAGUUUGAGUACCUCAAUCACAUGAACCCUCACACCUUCGAGGUGGAGGACCUGGACAAACUCAUUAAAUCGGCGACCAGCGACCUGGAGAACUACGACAAGGAGCGGCACGAGGAGUUCAAGCGCUACGAGAUGAUGAAGGAGCACGAGAGGCGGGAGCACCUGAAGACUCACAAGGGACAUAAGAAGAAAGACCACACAGGACUAAGUAAGAAGCACCCAACGCACGCCAAAAUCAACCACCCGGGCAGUCAGGACCAGCUGAAGGAGGUGUGGGAGGAGGCCGACGGCAUGGACCCCGAAGACUUCGACCCGAAGACCUUCUUCAACCUGCACGACACUAACGGUGACGGCUUCUUCGACGAGCAGGAGCUGGAGGCGCUGUUCACCAAGGAGCUGGAGAAGAUCUACGACCCCACCAAAGAGGAAGACGACAUGGUGGAGAUGGAGGAGGAGAGACUGCGGAUGCGGGAGCACGUCAUGAACGAGGUGGACACCAACAAGGACAGGCUGGUCUCCAUGGAUGAGUUCCUCGUGGCCACAAAGAAGAAAGAAUUUCUGGAGCCAGAGAGCUGGGAGACGCUGGAGCAGAACCAGGCCUACACGGAGGAGGAGAUGAGGGAGUUCGAGGAGCACCUCGCCCGGGAGGAGCAGGACCUGCAGCACAAGUCGGAGGAGCUGCGGAAGCAGAAGGAGGAGCUGGAGAGACAGCAGGAGCAGCUCAACGCACAGAAGCAGGAGCUCCAGCAGGCUGUGGAGCACAUGGAGAAAUUAAAAACCCAGAGAGUAGAACCUCCUCCAGAGAUCAAAGUUCUGGACUCGGACGGAGGAAACGCGAUCCCACCGGUCCCCGAGAACAGCCACCCCCUGCCGCCCGGCCACCUGCAGGACACGCCUCACUCGUAGCCAACGAGAGUGCGCGUGCCCGCAGAACCACACCCCCUUGAAAACAACCAGCAAACCAAUCAGAAGAGCGAAUUUAAUUGUGCCCCGCCUCCAGUCACAGCCUGUCGAUUUCAUGCUCGUCAGUGGAAAAGUUCGGAGACACCAGCUGAUCACUGGGAACAGAGAGGUGCACUGAACCAGUGGGUUUUUAUCUCCUGUUUGCACUGGUUUAUUUUAGAAAAAUAAAAAAAACCCUCAGUAUUCGCAGCACAUCACUGUCAGAUGCUGGACUCCUGAUUUAUUUAGUUUAAAAAAAAAUAAUUUUGUUGUUUUAAUGUGAGGAUGACAGCAGUUAUUCUCCCAGCUACGGUCACACAGUGACUGUACUGAAGGUAAAUAUGGUUUGGAUCAGUUCAGUGUAAUGAUGCGUUUCGUAAGCACUGUCAGCAGGAUGAAAUAUACUGUAUUAUGAAAUGGGUGAGUAAGGCUGCCCUUGUGUACUGCUGUAAAUUACAGCACGACAAUGCUUCACGGUUUUCUGUCCAUAAUUUGAGUUGAUGACAGAUGUUUUUUUUUUUUUUGGGGGGGGGGGGGGGGGGGGAGGAGAGGAUGUUUCCUUUUAGAAAAAGGUUUUUUUUUAAAUACAAAAUCAUGUGACCACUUUUUUUUUUUUUUUUUGGUUAAGCAAGAACAUGUUGACAAAGCUGGCUGUGUUGAGUGUGACUUUAAUUUAAGCACCUUUUCUUUAUGUCCAUGUUUUGUACAUAAUUAUCAUAAUUAUUUUAAUCUUGGUUUCAUUUUGAGUUCUGUUGUGUAUAAAUGGACACACACAAUACUUUGUCAGACUUGGUCUACUUCAUCCAGUCUAAUUUAUAUUCUGUGCGCAUUUUGAGUUCAGGGGAGAGGGAGUUAAUAAAAUAAAGGGGUUUUAAGAGCA
Anguilla rostrata (American eel) is the source of this 2403-nucleotide messenger RNA. Its product is annotated as nucleobindin-2-like. Gene Ontology annotation, molecular function: calcium ion binding. Lineage: Eukaryota; Metazoa; Chordata; Actinopteri; Anguilliformes; Anguillidae. The record is from RefSeq and is a predicted model, not a curated record. Gene Ontology annotation, cellular component: extracellular exosome; endoplasmic reticulum-Golgi intermediate compartment.